This is a messenger RNA of Cladocopium goreaui, 3507 nucleotides long. The record is from the annotation of a GenBank genome assembly. Lineage: Eukaryota; Dinophyceae; Suessiales; Symbiodiniaceae.
AUGGUGGGUGAGUUGCAAAGAGACGUGGCUGCCUGUGUAGAACUAGUGUACAGCAUGCGCCACGGUGUCCAGCAGAAGGUGGAGCCCGAUGAUUUUGGUGGCGCGGCCAGCAUCAAUUCGAACCCGAAUUUGCCGGCCCCGUUGGAUGAGUCUGGCAAAUUUGCUUUUCCACUUUGCGAUGGCGGCACCUUCAUGCAGAUCGCCCAGCGGGCCAUGAAGACAGACUGGACCCAAGCGGAGUCGGCAAAUCUUUGCCACGCUGCCGGGUUUCUUGAGGCUGAUGACAUCACACUCUUGAAGAGUCAGUUCAUGACUGUAACAGAGUGGCCCCCAGAGCCGGGUAGCAUCUUCAACACAUCCAUAUUUGCUUGGUCCUAUGAGGAUGCAAGCUUCUGGCGUGGCAAGUCAGUGUCUUGUGCAGAGGUGGUGUCAUAUGCUAAGUCCAUGGCCCUCACACGAUUCAGGGAGGGCGAGAUGGUGGCCGCGAGAUUUGAUUCUUGGCCCCCAGAGAACAUGAAGCUUGCAGCCGAUGGGUCGAUCUUUGGUCUGCUGCAGUUCGGGGAUGGGUCUCAGAAGCUCCUGGCCGCAAUCAUCACUUGGAUCUGUCUUUUGUUAACUUGGAAAGCUCAUGGGCAUGACGCUGUGAAGCAACCCCUGGUGCAGUCAAUGAUCAAGUCGUUCCUUGCCAUUCCAACGACUGUGAGAUCUUCAGACACCAUGGCGACUCCCUUGGAUGCCAUGCUGCAGCGAAUCGCCCAGCAAAACGUCGCGGCCCGUGUUCAGCCGAUCAGCACAUUCCAAUGGGCGUCUAUCCUCUACAAAUUCCUUGGAACCAGCGGUGGGGACGCAGAGACAUUUGACGACAUGCUUUCGAAGUACAAUUCACAUCCAAUCGUCCUUGCGCACGAUCGUGGAGAGUCAGGGGCAGGGAGCAUCGCUUUGGACGGAAAGAAGAAGUUUGGAGUACGAAACUGGAUUGAGAGAUGCUGCCCGGAGGCAUACCAAGUUGUGUUGAGCUCAUUGCAAGAUUUGCCGUACCUUCUUGGACCUUUCGGCGAGACUUUCGCCUACACGAACAUGUGCUUCCUGACUUCCAAAGCAUCGCUUGAAGCCAACCCAGACCCCAAUGCAGUGGAUGGCCCUCUUGAAGGAGAAGGCAGCGUGGAAGUGGAUUGGUCUUUGACGAUGACUCCGACGGCUCAAACCAUGUUCUUUCAGAAGGUGAGGGCCAUGUUCAGCAGAGCCACAGUUGGGAUCCAGCCUUCCCAGAAGAAGCGGUACAGGUUAAGCCAAGAGGAUUUGAUUGUGCAGCGGAACCUGGCUGUUUUGAAAGCAAAGCUGCCUGGUGAAUUGGGUGCCGAGCUGGAUUCAAGGUUCACAUCUGGAACCAAUCUCGAUGCGGAUUUCUUGCCGUUUCUGCAGAGUCGACCCCAGCGCAUUGCAGUCUCGAUGCUUCCAAGCUACAAGGUGCAAGCCCAACGUGAUGCAGAAGAAAAGCAGUCUCUGAUUCACUGUGAAGUGCAAGCUCAGAAGGAGGCCGUUACCACUGCCCAAUUCAAAUUCUUUGAGACGGCCUUGAAGCAGGACCAAGCCUUGAUCAGCAAGGUGCAGACUGUUCCCACCACGCUCAAAGCAAAGAUGCACACCAAACUGGUGCAGCAACGUCAGUCGCAAGCUGAUGCUGCUCAGAGGGCCGCCACGGGCUAUCAGGACUCCUUCCUCCGUGUGACUUCCGUUGCAAAGUCGGAUUUGGUCAUGGCAGAAGUUACCAAGAUGAAGUCCCAAGCAUCCAACGCCAAGAUCCCGCCGGAUGAAGUGGCUCUUUUGGGGUGGUGCGACUUCAACGCGCCAUGGGCGCGUACAAAGGAGAAUUGUUUGACUUUGUGCAAGUCAAUCGCGGCUAUCUCGGAAUCGAGCCCCAAGUUGGCGGCCACCGUGGUGCUGCUGCCCGACAACCCUCGGGAUAGCAACCCCAGAGGAUUAUAUGACGAAGAGCGGCAGCUGUUUGAUGAGCUCUACUCAUUAAACCAAGCCUGCGAGGCCCGCUUCAUGGAGUGCUUUGGGCGUGAGUCGAAGCGUGCUGAAGCGAAAAGCAACAGCAGACGCUGGGGUGCAGGGCGGGUGAUCACCUCCAGCUCAAUGCUCAGUGAAAAAAACUGGCUGGACUCGGAGCUUUGUGUAUCCGGCAGGCCUGUCGGCCCGAACGAGAUGCAGGAAGGAGCACCAAUCGCCCUGUUGCCGAAGACAGCGGCCUUGCUGAUCCCAGAGAAUUCUUCCCCAGAUGCUGUUCGCAUCUCGGACCGUUUGAGACCAUCGGCCGAACAAGUCAGUGCCCAGAAGGGCUGCAAAAGACUCGAAAUGCUCUUGGAGUCGGUUCUGCGCUACACAAAGUUCAAGGCCGUUCCCAUCAUCAAUUUGACUGGAUACGUGGAGGAUUUGGCAGUGGCGGUAGCCACCUUGCGAACAAAGUCUGCCCCGCCUGCACCAGAUAGUGGCCUGGCCAUGCCUUUUGACAGGUUGUACUACCUUUCUGUCCACACACUGGACAACAAGGAAGGGGUGCAGUACGCGAAGUCACGCGUGACCCGGGAGCUUUUGGACAUGUGGGUUGACAAGAAGUUCAGCUUUGCUUGUUUGAGCUUCAAUGAUUCUGAGCCAACUCUGAGCGAUACUGAGAAGAGCGCCAUUGAUGCCUUCAAGUAUUACGAGAACCCGCAGUCUAUGGACUUGCAGGUCCUGACCCAGGUGGGCAAUGAGUUUCGGAUCCACCCUGAUCAACAGAGGCAGUGGACGCAGCUGGGAGGCGAGUACGGUGCCAAGUUCGAAGAGCUCCAAAAGGAUCACACUGACAAAUUUCAGAACAUGUUGAAGAAUGUGCUCCAGUCUGGCAGCAUUACCGUUACCGUUGAAGAAGCUGCUGCAGCAGUUGCUCAGGGUGCAGAUGGUGGCGGUGAGGACGGAUCCCAGUCAGAGACCAUGAAGAGUUUUGAGACCGUGAUGGCCCUUGAGGCAGCUGAUGGUCCUUUCCUUGCUCGGUGCGUUUCAGAAGUGGCAGGUAUCGAGAUCAUCAAGGGCAAGUCUGGCCAAAUCUAUUUGCUGUCAGACAAGGACCGCAUCAUAGCGAAGAACACGCUGAUCGGCGGCUUUGGCACGGGCAAGUUGCCAAUCCAGAUCGACAUGCAGAGCCUCAAUGCCGACAUGACUUCCUUCGACAUUAUGUCCCUGUACAAAUAUUUGACAACGGUGGAGCGCCAGAAACGGGUCACUACUCACAGUGUCUCAUACACCGAGAUCACUCGCCUGAGCAGCUCGUCAGGCCAAGAUUCGUUCAAAGUGGAGCCGAAGAACGCCCACUUCUACCAGACAAUUCCAGAUUCUGUUCUGUUGCGGAGUUUUGACCGCGUGCAUGCAGUCACCAAAGUUCAGAAGCCCUAUUGCUUUGCAAAGCGGGCGAUCAGCUUGGAAGCGAGCAAACCUUGUGCCAUGGGAAGCACAGGUGGGCAGUAG